UUACAAUUAUAUUACAGAAAGAAGCAUUUUUGUACAUAUAUAGUUGAAUUAAUUGUUAUAAGGUAAAAAUUAACAAUGCUUAUUAAUAAUAUAUUCGGGGAGAUCCCUGAGCAAAGCAUCACUUUUGUGGUUGAUACUUCUGGGUCAAUGUACGAUGUUCUAUCAGUAGUUAAAGAUCAUAUAACAGAGGUUUUAAUGGAACGAGCGUACAAUAGACUCGGUACCACGUUCAACAUCAUCGAGUUCAGUUCUGAUAUAACACAAUGGGCGGACAGAAUGGUCGAAUGCACUCCUAUCACAGCAAACGCUGCCACACGAUGGCUACGUGGAAUUGAAAGUCAAACGGGGAGUGACACUUUAACAGCGCUUCAUAUGGCAUUUGAUGAACCAAGAUGCCAGGCUGUUUAUUUGGUAACUGAUGGAAUGCCAGACCAGAAUCCAGAAGAAAUAAUCCACAGGAUUACCAAAGCAAGUUAUGGCCGUCCUGUCCAUUGCAUUGCCGUGAGUACGGGGGUGGGAGAUCUUCCAUUGUCAUCGACAACUUUCCUUGAAAACCUCGCGAUUGAAACAAGAGGAAGUUUCCAUGUGGUGCAAGUGGGGCGCCUUGGUGAUGUCAGCAAGGUCAACUCCAUAUACAACAGUGUUUACACACCUAUUGAAGGCAGCAAGAAAUGCAGCGUAGAAACUUCCUUGACACAUAAUCCUUACACUAACUUACUCUCAACCCUUCCAGCACCAACUCCACCAUUUGUACCAUUCUACAGAUACAAUCCACCAUUACACACGGAGGUCUUCAAGGAAGCUCUUGAGCGCACUCCGGUGGCCAGCAUAGUUGUACGAGGGACUCGUAUUCUAGCAAGGAGAGAUGAGGAUGGAUAUUACUAUGGGGGAAGUGUGGCUCAAGAAAUUACAGGAGAUCGAACCAAGUUCCUCGUGGAAUUUGAUCGAACAAAGAAAGGACGAGAUCUCCGGAUGCAAGAGACUUAUCUUCAUGACAUCAUCGCUUGGAACGAUGCUCUUCGUCACUCAGUGGUUGCGGAAGAUCAUGUACUUGCUCCAUGGGAAGAAGGAGGGAAGAGAUACGGACCUGGUAAAGUUAUUAGUGGGACAGAGAGAAGACAUACUAUAGGUGAUUACAAAGACAGCAAUGUUGUUGUUGCAUUCUGGAACGGCAAGACUGUAACUGUGGAAAAGGGAGUUUCAGUUUGGAUUCCUAAACUUCUUUAUGAUAGAAUCCUUGUUGAGCUACAAAUGCCGAUAACUGCAAGGAAAGAAAUAAUUGAUUCAUCCGAUGCGAGUGACUUACCACCUGGAUAUCCAUCGUUACCAAUUGGUGCUGAUGAUGUCAUUCGAGCUCAACCUUGGGAUCCAUUAGUUUCAAUCAGGAGGAAUAUAUUGUACCACCCAUGGUUCCACAAUGGUAUGUAUUACUUCCCCACCUACCCCUUACUCACACCAGUAGCAAGACACCUCCAGUUCUGGCACGAACUUAUUCUAACGAGACCUGACCUGCUGUAUGGUUCAUGGUCCUGGCCGUUUUACCCGAAAAAUGUUCUUCCUUAUCGACGACGGUAUCCGGUAACACAACCUAAACUAGAAGGUUCAAGUUUAACAAAGGAGGAAUUGCGCAAUAUUGUUGACCGGCAACUUGAUGAACACGACUUACUACGAGAACCACGAACAAAAUCUCCAAUGUUGUCUUCCGAUAGUGACAGUGAACUGGAGGAAAAAGACUAUGAAGACACAGUAGCAACGUGGCCUCUUAUGGUGGACAAAGGAACAAACACGGGGAAAUCAUAUUUACGAAGAAGUAAGAUGGAUAAACCUGAAUGGAAGAAAUACUGGCCACAAACCCCACAACCACGAAAUCAUCAUCAACCAAACUUUCAUCAAAGACCAACAGGAAUGUUCAGCACAUGGGAAGAUCCAGACUUUGGUUCCCAUGGUGGAAUCAACAAUAGUUCGAUGUUUGACGAAGUUGGAGGACAUGGAGUCAAAAGUGAUCGCAAGAAACUUCUUCAUCAUCUUGAAACCCCAUAUGUAGAACGACCAGAGCAAGCAGGUUAUGUGCCAAGAAUUGGUUCAACUGAUGGUCAUCUGCAUCGUUAUAACGACCGCAUCCAGGAGCUGCAUCGGAGGUCUGCGUCCGCUCGCGAUGCAGAAUACAGGAACAAGAAUUGUGAAGUCUUCAGAAGAGCUCAAACCAUUGAAGAUACUAAAAGGCAACAAGCGAUUCAACGUAUUGGUUCCGAUGUUGAAAAACAACGACAGUAUGAACAAAAGUUACAAAACACAAUCGAUGCAAAAGCAAAGAUAAACCAGAAUUUUCGUGAUCGAUUUUUCCAAAAAGAACUCGAUCACAUCAACCGACAAGAAUCUCACUCGCAAUGGUUGCAGAAUAGAAGGGAUAAAUUUACCAAAGAUCAUUUGCAGAAACUCGACAAUAGAGAUAGAAUGCAAGAAAGUAGAGCGAUUGGCAGACAAUACCGUCAGAUGCGACACCACAACGCCACAGUCCGUCGAACACUGAUGGAAGAUGCCAGGGUAGCUGCGGCAACUCUGGAUUCAGCUUAAAAAAUAUUCAAUAACUUUAUUAGUUGCUGCCAAGUAGCCUGAUGUUGCACAAUCACUGUUGUAGAAAUUAUUUCAUGAAGCACAUAGUGUAGUAGGGGGGGGGGGGUACGGGAUAGCUUUUAUAGCACAUAAUAUCUAAAUAUUCUAAUCAUGUUUUAAACAAUUAACAACGGUUUAUGGAAGUCUUGAGGAUAUAGUUUCAUAAUUGUUUGAAUGUUCUUUGUUUACUACCAAAUAAGACGAGAAAAUAGAAUGAAAAGGUGUCCCAUCUUCCCUCACCCUACUGUAUAUAUUGUUAUAGUGGUAUUAAUAGUGGAUUUUCGAGUACAGAAUAUUCUUUGACAAUCAAAUUAUUAUUUCAACAAAUUUUUUUUUUUUAUUAAAACAAUUCAAAGUUUUUACAAAAAUUAUUUUGGUAAAAAAUUAUUUUGUAAUGUUUCAACACAAUGUCGAUUUUUUAUGUAUUUUCUACCGAUGCAUUGACACACAUUUCAGUCCAAUGAAUGUUAAUUAAGCGCACUUACCUGAUGCACAAUAGAAGCAUUUCUUUCAA
This is a messenger RNA of Ciona intestinalis (vase tunicate), 3127 nucleotides long. The record is from RefSeq and is a predicted model, not a curated record. Lineage: Eukaryota; Metazoa; Chordata; Ascidiacea; Phlebobranchia; Cionidae.